ACAAUAAUGAAUGAAUGUAUGUGUGUAUUCGGCGCAAAGACUCGAAACCUAAAAAGAUUCUGCUCAGUUAGUAGGACUUGUUCGUCCACCAUGUGAUAGUUAGCUAAAUGCUAGCGAUAUGAUGAGCAAACCCUUGAGCUUAUUAGCUAGCUAGCUGCUAACCAUAUAACUUCUCUUUCUAGCUGUAUUCGCUGUAAUUAUGGCUUUCCCCCUGCUUUCAAAAUCUCUAACUGGGCUCCUUGUAGAGUCAUCGUCUAUAAUUCAUCAGAGGACCUUUAGUGUAUCUGCUGUUGCAGCCGCCAUUCAAAAGAUGACAAGAGUGCGUGUAGUGGACAACAGCUCUCUUGGAAAUACACCAUAUCACCGACCCCCAAGAGUGAUCCAUGUCUACACCAAGAAUGGUGUAGGAAAAGUUGGUGACAAAGUGUUGCUUGCCAUUAAAGGACAGAAGAAGAAAGCGCUCAUCGUUGGACACAAGAUGCCUGGAGAACGCAUGAGUCCGCGCUUUGAUUCGAACAAUGUUGUUCUGAUUGAGGACAAUGGAAACCCUACAGGAACAAGGAUUAAGGUCCCUAUACCCACACAUCUACGUAAAGUAGAUGGAGAUUACGCCAAAGUCCUAGCAAUUGCUAGUUCAUUUGUUUAAUAACAUUCUGUACUGUGAUUUUUGAGAUAUACUGUAUAUUUUACAUCUGCUUGACUUGGGGCAUGUCAACAUUUUAUGCUUGUAUGUUCUUGUCUUCAGUAAACUUUAAAAAGGAACAUAUACCCUGUCACAAUUGUCUCUAUACAGAAUCCUGUUUAAUGUAUGUAAUAGACUCAAACCUUUGUCAACAUGUUUGGCAUUUUACAGAGGCCUCUCUGUGCUUACAAUAAAUAUAACUUUUAGCUUUAAGGCAUAGCAUAGGAGCUUCUUGGAAAGAUUGAGCAGGCAAAUGUGGGUCAAACUCAUGUUAUUAUGAACACAAUAAACAAAGCA
Sander lucioperca (pikeperch) is the source of this 979-nucleotide messenger RNA. It is a transcript of the gene mrpl14, whose product is annotated as mitochondrial ribosomal protein L14. The transcript is spliced from 2 exons. The record is from RefSeq and is a predicted model, not a curated record. Lineage: Eukaryota; Metazoa; Chordata; Actinopteri; Perciformes; Percidae. Gene Ontology annotation, cellular component: ribosome; mitochondrion. Gene Ontology annotation, molecular function: structural constituent of ribosome. Gene Ontology annotation, biological process: translation. Bases 200 to 646 code for a protein of 148 amino acids.